This is a messenger RNA of Etheostoma spectabile (orangethroat darter), 3248 nucleotides long. RefSeq names its product F-box and leucine-rich repeat protein 4 (gene fbxl4). The transcript is spliced from 9 exons. Gene Ontology annotation, cellular component: SCF ubiquitin ligase complex. Gene Ontology annotation, molecular function: protein binding. NCBI's taxonomy places the organism in Eukaryota, Metazoa, Chordata, Actinopteri, Perciformes, Percidae. Gene Ontology annotation, biological process: SCF-dependent proteasomal ubiquitin-dependent protein catabolic process. The record is from RefSeq and is a predicted model, not a curated record. Bases 383 to 2224 code for a protein of 613 amino acids.
UGCAGCAGGAAUGUGGUUUGGUGGUUGAAAUGUCCUGUUAAAGGGAAGAAGAGGGUUGAUCAUCAUGAAUGGAUGUAUCGAUCUAGCUACGUUUACCGUAAAUUGAAAUUAUGUCUCGUCCUCUUUGAUUGCUUGAUUCUGCAAAGCUAGCUACGGAAGCUAAAAGUUGUGUUUCGACAGCUCAGCUUGUCUGUAGGUAGGCUAGCUAACGUUAGCUUCUUUUUUUAGGAACACAAACAACAAGGUCAUGCAUGCAGCCGGGCCUCUAGCCUGCGCUUUGUGCACCCCCAGCCCUUGAGCCACUCUCCUUCCAGUAGGUGGAGGCUCUUCCUCCUUCUAGCCUCCGUUCUCUCCACUGCCCCCAUCAGCCCCAGAGUUCCUUAUGUUAACCCUCUUGAGCAUGUUUUACUAUAUCUGUCUGCGGCGACGCUCCAGGAGUGGGACUCGAGGCGAGGCUCUGACCAGCCGGCGGGCUGUGGAGUCUGGACAGCGGGCCGUGAUGCCGGUCAGUGUGGAGGUGGAGCAGUAUGCCAAGGAGGUCCUGGACUUCAGUUCCCACUAUGGCAGUGAGAAUAGCAUGUCCUACACCAUGUGGAACCUGGCUGGGGUACCCAACGUCUACCCCAGCUCGGGGGACUUCACUCAGACGGCUGUAUUCAGAGCUUACGGGACUUGGUGGGAACAGUGUGCCAGUGCUCCGCCACCUUUCCGCCGCACCCCUAAAGGCUUCCAUAGCCAGGAUUAUAUCGAACUGGGCUUCGAGGAGCCUGUCUACCCUACAGCCGUAGAUGUGCUUGAGACUUAUUACCCUGGAGCCAUUGUCCAGAUUCUGGCCUGUUCUCACAACCCCUUCUCCCAGAACCCACCUACUGAUGUCAGGUGGGAGGUGCUGUGGUCAGGGGAGCCGACCAAGGUGCUGACACCCCAGGCGCGUCAGUUUUCCCCUAACAUCAAACACAUCAACUUCCCCACCAACCUGCUGCGCUUGGAGGUCAACAGCUCUCUGCUGGAAUACUACACCGAGCUGGACGCUGUUAUUCUGCGUGGGGUAAAAGAAAGGCCCAUGUUGGCGCUCUACAAGAUGCCUCUCAUUGACAUCAAUGACCUGAGUGACAGCGAGGAGGAGCUGUCUGAUGUGGGAUGUUCCUUCAGACAAGGAGGAGACGGCAAGCCCCAGAGGACCGGCAAUGGCUACUUUGACAAACUGCCCUAUGAGCUCAUCCAGCUGAUACUGAGCCACCUGACCCUGCCAGACCUCUGCCGUCUGUCCCAGAGCUGUAAGCUGCUGCACCAGCACUGCUGCGACCCGCUGCAGUACACCCAGCUGAGUCUGCAGCCCUACUGGGCCCGGCUGAGUGACGCCUCCUUGGGACACCUGCAGAGCCGCUGCACCCUCCUCCAGAGGAUCAACCUUUCCUGGACGGGAAACCGCGGAGCGCUCACCCUGACCGGCUUCAGCAGCUUCAUGAAGGCGUGUGGUCUCAGCCUGGGCUGCCUGGAGCUGUCGUGCUGCCACUUCCUGAACGAGGCCUGUCUGGAGGUCAUCGCUCAGGCUUGUCCCGGGCUGCAGGAGCUCAACCUGUCCUCCUGCGACCGCCUCCACCCGCAGGCCUUCGCACACAUCUCUAAACUAACACGCCUCCGCAGGCUGGUGCUCUACCGCACCAAGAUAGAGCAAACAGCUAUUCUGAGCAUCCUGACUUUCUGCAUAGAGCUGAGACACCUCAGCCUAGGGAGCUGUGUGAGGAUUGACGACUAUGACGGUGUGGCCAGUAUGCUGGCUGCCCGCUGUCGCUCACUCCGCUCGCUGGACCUGUGGCGCUGCAAAAACCUGACGGAUCGAGGCCUGGCCGAGCUCGUCUCUGGCUGCAGGAUGCUGGAGGAGUUGGACCUGGGCUGGUGUCCCACGCUGCAGAGCAGCACCGGGUGUUUCCAGCACCUCGCCCGCGGCCUGCCCCGCCUGCGCAAACUCUUCCUCACCGCCAACCGCACCGUCUGCGACUCAGACGUGGAGGAGCUGGCCGCCAGCUGCCCCUCCCUGCAGCACCUCGACAUACUGGGUACGCGGUUGGUGAGUGCUGCCUCCCUGAAGAAACUCCUCCAGUCUUGUCCACGGCUUCUCCUCCUGGACGUCUCCUUCUGUUCGCAGAUAGACACGCGGGUCGUCCAGGAGCUCUCUGGCCUCUUCCCCAAAGUGGCCAUCAAGAAGAGCUUCACCCAGUGACCCCGGCAUCGUCUCAUUUCCACAGUCCAGAGGAAGUAAGAGGAGUGAAGUGCUCGCCGGCAGACACUGCCCCAAAGCCAAUAAGAGGCAGGUCAGAUGCUGUCGGAGAUUGCCGACCUGCCUGCGUCUGCAUCACCGACACAAUCUUCUUUUUGCGUGUCAGUAAAUAAAGCAGUUUACCGGGUGAGGAGGUUCUUCGGAUUAUUGGCGGAACGGAAACAACUACAGACUCCCAGUCACAGGAUUAUAGAACGUGAGACUUUGCCGUUGUUGUUUUUUUGGGUUUUUUUUGGACACUUGAAAUCAGGGUCGUUGCAGUAAAGCUGCUACAUCUUCCCGGAAUCUGAUUCACCACUUAUGUAUUGCCAAGCAACACAAGGUCUGGGAAAUAUGCCUUGGUCCUGGAUGCCAAACACACAACAAAUUUGUGAGCAAUCCUCCCUUGAACAUCUUGUUAGGACAACAAAAAGGGACAAGAACAAGUGUGAAACAUACUCUUACUCAGAAACCGUUGGGAAAAAAAAGCUGCCGGAGGAUUAGGUAGUCACAUAUUUAGUUAAUAUGUUAAUAAUUGGUAAGGUAUUUAAAGAUCAGGGGUGUGGUCAGUGCCUUGUCAGAAUGUGCAGCAUUCACGCUGGCUGUUUUAAUUCAUGAGGGUCAUUCUGAAGGCAUCUAUCAACAUCAAGCCAGUUUGGUUUUAAUUCUAAGAACCACUUGAUACAUACUUGAUGCUGGUGUGUUGAAAGGAAUUAGUAGUGUUAAAGGUGAUAACAAAGGAGUGAACGCAGCCUUAUUUCAGACAGUGUACUGUGCAAGUACCAGUAAUUUGUUACUGCAAAGUGACUUUGAAAAGAAACGCACCAUCAACUGUCCUAGUGAAAAAGCAGACAGAAACAUUUAUUUUUAAUUUAAACGUGCAAUAUAAAUGACAGAAGUAGUCAAAAGACGGACUAACUCAUUUGAAAUAAAAGCACUGAGAAGUAAGACUUUUCAAAAAACCCAAAGAUAUACAUAUACAAUGAUA